Molecule: messenger RNA, 3270 nt
Organism: Echinops telfairi (small Madagascar hedgehog)
Lineage: Eukaryota; Metazoa; Chordata; Mammalia; Afrosoricida; Tenrecidae
Gene: NUTM1
Product: NUT midline carcinoma family member 1
Exons: 7
Coding region: 16-3270 (1084 amino acids)
Source: RefSeq, a predicted model, not a curated record
CUCCAACCAGAAAGGAUGGCUUCAGAUGGUGCACCGUCAUUGUCAGGACCAGAUAGGACCAUGAAGACGGGCUCCACCAUGUCUUCUUUCACGGCUCUUUCCUUUCCCCCAGCUGCGCCAGGCCCACCAGACCCACCACCCUGGGAAGCACCCCCACAGACCUCCGUGCCUGUGCCUUCAGCCUUUCCUUCAGGCAGCCCUCUGGUGCUGUCUGCUUUUCCCAGCUCACUGCUAAUGACAGGGGAUGGGGGCCCCAGUGGGACUGGGGCUGCCAAGGUCAUUUUCAAACUCAAGGCAGAUACAGGGCCAGCUGAGCCCCCUCAAACUCAGAACUUUAUCCUUUCUCAGACUGCCCUCAACUGGAUGGCCUCAAGUGCUCCCCGAGGGGACCCCGAGGGUGGUGGUCCUCAAUUGGUGGCAGCCUCUAAUGUGACCAGCAUUCUGCCUGCUAAGGCUGUUGGGGUGAGCCAGGAAAGGUCCCCAGGCCUUCCUCCUCAAGCUCUUCCAUCAGUUGCCCAACUGACCCCCCUUACUCCCCCAGAAAAGGCUUGGCCAGCGACACAUGGGACUCCCGGGGAAGGAGGCCCGUUGGCUGCCCGGCCCAAGUCUUCCCUUGGUGACCUCGCCCACACCUCCAAGGGCGUUUAUGAGAACUUCCGACGUUGGCAGCGGUACAAAGGCUUGGCCAGGAGACACGUAGCCCAAAGCUCUGAUGCAGAAGCGUUUUCCUGUUUUCUGAUCCCCGUUCUUCGUUCCCUGGCCCGGCUGAAGCCCACCAUGACUCUGGAGGAGGGACUGCCAAGGGCUGUGCAGGAGUGGGAGCGAACCAGCAACUUUGACCGGAUGAUCUUCUAUGAGAUGGCAGAAAAAUUCAUGGAGUUUGAGGCCGAGGAAGAGAUGCAGAUUCAAAAUGCACAGCUGUUAAAUGGGUCCCAAUGUCUGCCUCCCGCAGCCGCCCCUCUGCACCCCGACCCUCCGGUCCCUCUGGCUCCUCCUGCUUCAGAUGUUGGCCAGCAGUCAGUGUACAUCCCAAAGAAGGCAGCCGCCAAGACCCGGGCCCCCCGCCGGCGGCAGCGCAAAUCCCAGAAGGCACAAGUUCCCGAGGCACCCAAGGAGAUCCCAGCAGAAGCUGUGAAAGAGUACACCAGCAUCAUGGAAGGGCUCAUGGGGAGCCACCCAGCCCUGGGAGAGCUGGAUGGGAAACGGGAAGAGGAGGAACAGCAGCAGGAGGAAGGCAUGUACCCGGAUCCAGGACUCCUGAGCUACAUCGAAGAGCUAUGUUGUGAGGAAGUCUUUGUGACCAAGGUGGAGGCCAUCAUUCACCCUCAGUUUCUAGCAGAUCUGCUGUCCCCAGACCUGCAGAGGGACCCCUUGGCCUUAACCGAGGAACUGCAGCGAGAAGAGGAGCUCACUCUGGGUCAGCUGGUCCAGAAGCGGCUCAUGGCCUUAGAAGAGGAGGAGGCAGAGGCACUUGCACCCGCAAGCUGCACUGGAGCUCAGUUGGACUCCAGUCCUUCUGUUUCUGAUGAGGAUGAAGGGGGGAGUGGGCACCUUCGGCCAUCACCUGGGCCUCGGAUGCUUGGACGCUCUGUUUGCCCCAGAAAGGCUGCUUCUUCAGGAAAGCGAGCAAGAUUAGGGCAUGGUGGACGGAAGCAAGCCCUUAAGAGCUCAAGGGGGAUGCGCAGGGAUGGGAGUAUUCCGACAUCUACCGGCAGCGGGGACCUGAAGCUAGAACUCACAGCUCCACAAGGUCUUGGGGUCCCCUCGGGCACAGAGAGCAGAGGAUGUGGCAAUGUUACAAACCAGACAGCCCCACCUCAGGAUGGCCAACUGGAAGGGGCAGGGCCCUCUGGGCACUCCUUGGUGGUUGAUAGGAUUUCAGAGGGCUUACCCAUUGGCUGGCAAGAAGACCCACAGCUGGAGGGAACUGGAGCGCCCUGUUUGGAUAUUGGACUCGCAGAGCCUGCGCCACUGCAGAGUCCAGGCUUAGAACAGCAGGUACUGGGGCUACAAACAGAACAGAUGGGGACCUGUGGAGUACUUCCACAAGAGAAGGAGCAUCUGGCACUGACCCCAGGAGACUCUGCAGGAGGCAUGUGGGGAGAUGACUGCGGCCCUCCGAUACUGCAGAGCGAUGACCAGGACCCUUCGCCAGGGGCAGCUGGAGACAGGGAUGGGGCCCCUCUCAGUCCAGGACUCUGGCUGGGCAGUGAGAUGAAUAUAGUAGGCUUGGAGUUGCCCUUCCAGCUGGAGGAGGUCAUAGAGGACUUAGAAGAUGGUGACAGCGUAGCCGAGCCCCAGGGAGGCUGUGAGGCACAGAGCUCUGGGAGUAACGUCUCUCUGUGCCUCGGAGAAAGCUUAUCACUUGGGGACACGGGGACGUGUGCUCUUCCCUGUGGAGACAGCGAGACCACAGCAACCUCAGAAAAGAGAAAGAGUCGCAGCUUGCGGGGACCUCAGAGAGCCAGCAGCCCUGAGUUACCCAAAGAAAAUAACCCUGAGAUCACUCGGGACCCCAGUGACCCGUGGGCUGAAGGUUUCUCUCCACUGCUAGAAAGUGGGAUGGAUGCUCCCACACUGGGGUCUUCCAAAGAAACCCUCUUGGCAGCCUGUCAAGGCAAUAACCCUUUCUUGAGGGCCCAGGAUGCCUCCUCCUUCCCCAAGGUCAGCAAAGAGUCAGGGAGCAGAGGCAAUUCCUUCUCUCCUCUGCUGGAAGCCACCAGCAGAGUAGAUGGUGGAGGUGACCGGGGCCUCAGACUAACAGAGGUCAGUGAACGUCCUUACCCGUUGAAUUUAAAUUCUUAUGUUUCUCAAGGACAGGGCAAAGAGGAUACCAAUCUCUACAAGCCCAAAGACCUUGCUCCCUCACGAGGGCCUUCCAAAUCAAAAUCUCACCAGGGCCGGGGAAGGGCCCACCCUGUACGAGAAACUAAGGAUGCCUCCAGGCUGAGGCAAUCGUCUGCGGUUGCAACAGGCCACUCAGCAAAAAAGGAGGAGGAAGAUGAAGAACUUUCUAAUUUUGCCUACCUCUUGGCUUCCAAACUUAGCCUGUCACCCACUGGGAUUCCCCUCUGCCCUUGCCCUGUUGCAAAAUCUGUCAAGAGAGCUCUAGUCGGAGGCCCAGCACCCACUAGAAAGAAGCCUCACCAGGGAGCUGGCCCUGAGGAGAAACCUUUGGCUCCGGGAGUUGAUAGCCCCUCACAGCCUCGUAAAAGGCGACAGGAGAGCUUUGUCACCGGGAAAAGAAAAAAGAGACGCCGUUGCCAAUAA